This is a messenger RNA of Pezoporus occidentalis (night parrot), 706 nucleotides long. RefSeq names its product Tu translation elongation factor, mitochondrial (gene TUFM). Gene Ontology annotation, molecular function: GTP binding; translation elongation factor activity. NCBI's taxonomy places the organism in Eukaryota, Metazoa, Chordata, Aves, Psittaciformes, Psittacidae. The record is from RefSeq and is a predicted model, not a curated record. The annotation marks the transcript as partial. The transcript has 5 exons. Gene Ontology annotation, cellular component: mitochondrion. Gene Ontology annotation, biological process: mitochondrial translational elongation.
AUGCUCUCUCCCUGCCCCCCAGGACCGGGACCCGGAGCUGGGCCUGCAGUCGGUGCUGAAGCUCUUGGACGCCAUCGACACCCACAUCCCGCUGCCCCCCCGCGACCUGGAGCGCCCCUUCCUGCUGCCCGUGGAGGCCGUGCACUCCAUCCCCGGCCGGGGCACGGUGGUCACGGGCACGCUGGAGCGCGGCACCAUCCGCAAGGGGGACGAGUGCGAGAUCCUGGGCUACAGCCGGCACCUGCGCUCCGUGGUCACCGGCAUUGAGAUGUUCCACAAGAGCCUGGCGCACGCCGAGGCCGGGGACAACCUGGGGGCGCUGCUGCGGGGGCUGCGGCGGGAGGAGCUGCGGAGGGGCAUGGUUGUGGGGCAGCCGGGGAGCCUGAGCACGCACCAGAGGGUGGAGGCCCAGGUUUACAUCCUGAGCCCGCAGGAGGGGGGCCGCCACAAGCCCUUCGCGGCCCAUUACACCCCAGUGAUGUUCUCGCAGACGUGGGACAUCGCCUGCCGCGUCAUCCUGCCCCCCAACAAGGAGCUGGUGCUGCCGGGGGAGGACGCGGCGCUGACGCUGCUGCUGCGCCAGCCAAUGGUGCUCGAGGUGGGGCAGAGAUUCACCCUCCGCGACGGCGCCCGCACCAUUGGCACCGGCGUCGUCACCCGCGCCCUGCCCCCCAACCGCGAGGACCUGGAGCUCAACUGGGGGUAG